AUGACUUCCCCUUCCAACUCUUGGCCGAGGCAACUUGACAUAGACGUGUAUCGCGCGACGAAUCCCGCUCCUGAAUGGCCGGCCCAUCAUGGGGGCGGAAGAGCCAACACCGAGAAUCGUCCUCCAACUUAUGCUACGCACGCCACGAGUGCCCAACAUCCUAUUGCGCCAGCGGGCGGCAGCGUCGACUACUCUGAUCUCAGCUGGGUCAACCCCUUUGUCUUUGAGCAGUCACUCGAAGGCGGAGUCAAAGAGAAUGCCCAAGCGCCUGAGCAAUCGCACGCAGCUUCUCGUUCAACGACGCACGACUUUACGUCGACCCCCCUCCAGCCGCCUGUUACGCCUUGCGGAUCCGCUGGCGCAGCCGUCUACCGCGCUACUCCCUCGAGCGCUCAGACGCUACCACAGUCCUUCUCUGCGCCCUCUCAGGCUGACUACGCUCCUCCUCCCGACUUCCUCUCCGAUAUGACGGAAGAGGAGACCGACGCUCUCUUUAAAUCGUUUUCUGCAGUCUGGCCUGCGCCCGAGGUCAAUCCUCCGUCUCCGGUCAAACAAGACACUGCGUAUGUGACUGGCGUGCGCCAGGCGCUAUACGAUCGGACCAUCGACGCCCCGCAGGGCAUGUACACCGGUCAGCCGAGCUCCGCGCCUAAUGCGAAGACGCAGGUACCCAACGCCCUGAAAACCCCCGCGUCCGCCUACCUACGCACCUUCGAGGAACCCCGCCAACAUCGCGUCGGCCCGCUCACUGAUGCCAGUAACACUAUCUCCAACGCUGCGCAGAAGGUUUUUGGUUGGUCGCCGCCUCAGGCCGAUGAUACGACUCCGGUCAAGCAGAACACUGGGCAUACUGCUGCCCUCCUCGAGGCAGUGUACGAACAGUCUUCAUACCCCCAACAGGGAGUACUUGCGACUGGGAAUCCGAAUCUCUCGAAGGCGAAUACGCAGCCGUCCACUGCUCGACAUUCGUCUACGCCCGGCUUGCAGCAGCGAACCUUCGGGGAGUCCAUGCAGCAGCGGACCUUCGGGGAAUCCAGGCGGCAUCGAGUAGACCCGGCGUCUACUCCUGCGUCGACUGCAUUCGACUGGUCACCAUUCGGUCCUGCCACCCUGCGAGCGCAGGUCGACGAGGUGCUGCGUCGCAAGAUGCAGGCUCCGGAGGUGCGUCAGUCCGCGCAGGCCCCGGAGGCGCGUCAGUCCGCCGUCAGGCCCUUGCUCACUGACGUCGGUAAUGGCAUUGGUCAAUACGUGACUCCUUCCCUGCCAGUGUCGACGCCUGCGCUCUCUCGAUCUUUCACUUUCCCGCCCCCUUCGACUGGUGAAUUUGGCUCUACGUCGACAGGCGGACUUGGCUCUAACUCGACUACGGGACUCGCCUCCAUCCCGCCUACCGGACAGCCCUCUAUCUCGACUACCUUUCCACCUCCGAGCAAUCUGGAGGUCAUAGACGAGACUCCAGAAAUUGUCGCUUACGCCACGAAGCGCAAGGCAGAUUUUGGUCAGGAGGGCCGCGGCGCUGUGAAGCAAGUGCGGUUUCUUAGCCCUGACCGGGACGAACAACCGAAGGCCGAUGCGGCGAAGGCACCGCAGGGGACAGAGGCGCGCAACAUCAGCACGCCCACUGAGAUCCCUCCAUCAACUUCCCGCACGGCUGCGCCGCCCGCACUCACUACGUCGUCAACUGACAGUGCGGCUCCUCGCUGGACCGAUAGCGCCCGAAAGGAUGGAGCUUGGAUCAUCCACCUGCCUCGCGAUAUGGUCUUUGCAGCCUACCCGACCCAUCCCAUGGAUUUGUACCUCAUGCGGGCAUCGGACGCGCGCGAGCGGGGCUGCAAGAUCUUGCAGCUGGGGCAGGUUCUUACGGCGCCUCAGAUGGACUUGCCGCGCUGGGUCGAGCCUCCGGAGCGCAAGCGCGCAGACGACGCGCGCACCGAGUCAGCGGCCGCGGGCGAGGUGCAGGUUGAGCCUCCUGCGAUCGCGCCUACGUCGACGACGCCGAAGUCCUCGGAAGCACAGAAACCCCCGACGACACGACCUGCGCGACAACGGUCCGCUUCCCUCUCGUCUCUCAGCAGCCUCUCGUCCGACGAGGAUUCUGAGACCGCGCGCCCCAACGGACGCCCCGACAAAGCGCACCGCUACUGCCCCUGGCAAACCUCCGCCGGCACGCGCUGCGGCCACGACUACUGGACGGACAGCAACCUUGCUCAGGGACUUAGCUUCCGCGUCGCGCUGACCCGCCACACUUAUCCUCAUCGAAGUGCCGCGCUUGGUGACGCUUGCCCUACAUAUUUGAAGCUCAAAGGCCCCAGGGCGAUAGACCUUUGUCAUGUGAAGGUGCGGUGCGGGAUGUGGGAGGAGGGGGCGCCUGCCGCGUGCGGGGCGUCUGUGUGCUUCGGCGACCUGAUCGACCACAUCUACGAUGUGCACUACAAUGCUGGUCAAGCGGCGUAA
Messenger RNA from Schizophyllum commune H4-8, 2454 nucleotides. RefSeq lists its product as uncharacterized. Bases 1 to 2454 code for a protein of 817 amino acids. The record is from RefSeq and is a predicted model, not a curated record. NCBI's taxonomy places the organism in Eukaryota, Fungi, Basidiomycota, Agaricomycetes, Agaricales, Schizophyllaceae. The transcript has 5 exons.